This is a messenger RNA of Paramecium sonneborni, 986 nucleotides long. NCBI's taxonomy places the organism in Eukaryota, Ciliophora, Oligohymenophorea, Peniculida, Parameciidae. The record is from the annotation of a GenBank genome assembly.
UGAUAAAUAUGUCUGAUAUGGUUUAAACAUUCUCAAUUCAUUCAAAAAAGCAUCGCAGGUUUUUUAAUAAUGUAAUUAAGAUAGUACAUAGAAAUAACAGAGGGGAUUAUUAAUGAAAGGAGUCACAAUUGGAAAUAAUAUGAAUCUUAAAUUAUGGUUAAAUGAAAUGAGAAAUAGAAAGGAGAUAGAUUUGAAAUUAGGGAAAAUAAAUAUAAAUUAUCAUAAUGAAGAUAAAUAAUUGAAAUAUCAGAAUGAUGUUAUAUUACCAAGUAUAUUUGGAGAUGUAGAAGAUAGUCUAACAUUUCCAUUAAUUUGUUUUUAAAAAAGUAUAGAUUUAUAAUUUUAAAAGGAACCUGCAGAUAAUUGAUGAGAGAAAGUAAGAUUAUAAUAAUACGUUAGUCAGAUUUGAAGAUAAUGUGACGUCAUUAUUACCUAAUGAUUAAAGAAAUUCAAUAUUGUAUGGAUUAUUAAGGGAAUUGCUGUAUGAAAUAGAGUUUAGAGAAUAAAAUAUAUUGAUUUGUUAACAUAAGAUUACAAAAGUGUUUUACAUAUAUUUUACUGAUGGUUAGAUAUGUCCAAUAUCCAAAUGUUGUUAUACAUCUGUAGUAUUAGUAUUGGGUCAAAUUAUUGGCGGUUAAAUAAGAUGUAAUCAUGAAAACUGUCCAAUUAAGAUACUAGUGACUUUUGAUAUAUAGGAAGAUUUACUGUGGAAAUAAAAUAAAAUUGAUUUAAGCAAUAGAUUUUCUAAAUAUGUGAUUAGUGGUAAAUUUAGAACAAACAGUUUAAAAACAUCUUUAUAGCCAUUAGAAAUUUAAAAGUCUAAUCAGAACUAAAAUCAUAAUAUAAAUAGUCAAAUCAGUUACACAGAAAGAGUUUAAAGUAAAUUAAACUCAUCAUAAGUAAGUAAUUACUAGAAAAAAAGAGAAAAUAAAAAUAGAAAUAAAAAUCGAUUUCAAUCUGAUAAUUUAGAUAUAUUUAUAAAAUGA